GAGAUUAACGCCUAUCCUUCUGAUCUUCUCACCGCACACCGUCCCGACCAAGCACCAACUGCUCGACAGCGAACAAGGUCGACAGCCAAGAUUCGCCGACAAUGAAGACUUUUGCCUACGUCGCGGUCCUUGCGGCCCUGAUCGCAGCAGCAGGCGCUCUCGACUUGCCACCAACUUCCGCUCCUGCUCUCUCUCCUGCGAUGCCCAGGCCCAUCGCCGACCUUGUCUUCACGAUAUCCGCCGAGAAGGCCAGCUUCCCCACCUCGACCACCCUGCAGCUGCAGGGCGUCAGCUCCACCGCCCAGUACUACGGAGCAGGUGCCAAGGCCGGACUGAUCUCCACCCCAGUAUUCACCAACGGCUCGGCAGGGGCUGAGUACGUGGCCAGCAAUGGCAAGUGGCUGAACGUGCCUGACGCUGUGCUCUUUGCCAACAGCGGCAGCAGCAACAAGGCCAUCCUGAUCUCCCUGCAGGAGCCCAUCUACAAUGAAGAUGACGAUACCGUGACCUUCAACAUUGCCGUGCUGCCUGCCGACGAGGCUGCACUUAAGACGGCGCGCGGCGUGGCCAACGAGCUUGUGAUGGAGCACGCAAACAACGUGGGCACACCCCUGACCGAGGCGGUGCAGCCGAGCGCGGUGUGGAAGGACGUGGCUCUCUUCAUCGACCAGAACCGCGACUCUCUCAAGCCCAUCGCCGAGACCAAGUACCAGAGGUGGGGCAGUGGGUCUGACUGGGGUGGAUCCGGCUGGGGCUCUGGCAGCCGCGGUUGGAACAGCGGCUUGGGCAGCAGCUAUGGCUGGGGCAAGUAGGAUGGCACAUCGGGUGCCUCCCAUGCAACCGGCACUGCUUUGAAGCCCAUGAUGCAGCCUUGUACAAACAGCCAGGCAGGGGAACAAGUGAAGCUCAGGAAGCUGCCUGGCUCUGGCAGAGCAGGCCAGCGCGGCCCAAGCAAAGAAGUUCUUUGAACGAACGCAGCAGGAAAUUGUUGAUUAUAAUUCGUUUGAGAUAGAAAAAUUUGCCCAAGUAUUCAUUUGUUUCAUCGGUAGGAUCAAAGAAAAAAAAAUGAGUCAGGUCGGGCUUCAGUUUGGAACUUCCAAGGUACUGUUGACAAUAUGGCAGCGCAGCAAAUUUGCGGAGCACAAGCAAGGAAUGUACAGUAUUCUACGAAGCGUGCACUUAGUAGCACUGGAAAGUACAUGGCAUUCUCUGUUUUGCUGUCUUGGUGGGAUCAAGAGUGGACUCAAGAAUUUAGUCAAGGCUCAAUGAACAUGGCAUGGAGGUUUCUCCUUGGCAGAGAAUUGUACUACAGCUGAGGGUGGACGAUUAUGAUCUUGUUUUUCAUGAUGUCUGAACAUGCAACUUUACAAUAAUAAGUGACCGCAAGGAUGCUCUUGCAGCUCAAGUCUGGGUGUAUAGCCUGUAAGGAAUAAAGCUGUUCUAAGAUGUGUCAUUGAUGAUC
Messenger RNA from Coccomyxa subellipsoidea C-169, 1462 nucleotides. RefSeq lists its product as hypothetical. The record is from RefSeq and is a predicted model, not a curated record. The transcript has 7 exons. Bases 102 to 812 code for a protein of 236 amino acids. NCBI's taxonomy places the organism in Eukaryota, Viridiplantae, Chlorophyta, Trebouxiophyceae, Coccomyxaceae.